GGCCAGGUUGUGACGGUCAACGUCAGCUCGCAUGGCUCCAUCUUCGAGUACAUGCCAGGCAUUGGCGACGACGUGAAGGUGCUGCUAGUUCAAGAGCACCACUUGUUGCCCGAGCGCCUUCAGCAGGCGCAAUCUCAGGCUCGUGAUAUUGGUUGGCAUGGGAUAUGGGCUGCUGCGACGCCGAGUACUGCCUCGGCGACGGGCACGACUGCAGGGGUUGCGAUCCUGGUUCGCACGGACGCGAUGAUCACCGCCCCUAUCUUGGCCGAGAGGGAGGUCGUCACUGGAAGAUGUCUGUUUGCGCAUAUUCACUGGGGUGUGCCUGGAGGUUUCACAGCUGGCAGCAUCUACCUCGACACGAAGGAUGGUAUGGGCCCAGUCAACACGGCCUACCUGUGGGAGACGGUCAAGGCUCCCGCGAGGUUCAACAGCGAGGGGGUGGACUGGCUCAUUGCUGGGGAUUGGAAUAACCAGCCUGCUGAGCUUUUCUCGUCCAGCUGGGCUACGGCAGCCUCGGCAAUACCCUUCUGCCCAAAGGCUACCAGCUUCGAGGAGGCCGAUGACGCGGAAGGGCUUGCUGCUUGCAUGGACGACUUGAUGAUUGGGGUCGAAAGGGAGCUCACCAACCGCUACGACCAUGUGGGGCCUGCUGCGCUGCGCUACUCAGGCCGAGCGGGGGCGACCUCCUUCACGUGGCGGAAGGUGGCCUGGCAGCCACCCCUCAAGCGCACCUACAAGCGCCCGCAGACCUUGGCCUGGAAGGUGGUGCUUCGGUGGUUUAUGCACAUUCAGAAGGAGCGCCACAGACUUCGUACGCUGGUCACCAGGCUUCAGAUGGCUCAUGUUCUUUGUGAUAUUGACCCGCCCCAGUGCGCAGUCUUACUUCAGGCUUUCAGUGAAGUUGGUGGGUAUAUUCGUAACAUCAUGCGCAGCCAAGUGGUGCUCCACCAGAUGCCUGAGAAUGUGCAGGCCUUCCUGAACUCUGGGCUGCAGGUUUUGGUUGCACCUGGCUUCGAGGACCUCCUGCGUUCGGUCGGGAACGAAGCCACUCGGCUGCGCAAGGAGGACCAGCGGGAAUCCUACCGAGCUUGGAUGCAGUUCCAGCGCAAGGCCUUUCAGUCAGGGGCCUCUAUUGCUCAUCGUGUCACCAAGGUGCGGCCGCUGGAGCAGCGCAUUUGGGGCAGGGCCCGACGUGGCAUAUCUCGGCAGUGGGAGCAGCAGCAUCGCACGGACAAUGUGUGGGGCAACAGGUCCCGCUACACCUCGUCGGACAGCGCUUUUAGCCACAAUUUGGACUCGGAGGUGGCUGUGCUGAGGGGCCAGUUCAGUGCGACGGUCUUACUAGAUCUCACGAAGGCGUUCGACAUGGCGCGGCCGUCGCAGCUGUUUCGCGAGGGCUGCUUGCUUGGCUAUCCACCGAGGAUGCUGUACAUGUUGCUCAAGAUGCACGCCCAGCCGAGGAGCCUCAAGGGGUACGGCACCUUCUCCGACAUGGUGCAGGUGGACCAAGGCAUUCUAGCUGGAUGCACGCAUGCCGUCUGCAUGCUUGAAUGUCUCACGUUACGUGCCAUCCUACGCUUGCGUGACAACUACGCUGGAGUUGUGCCACGGGCUCUUGUUGAUGAUGUGUCGGUCCAGUACGUUGGGCCUGACCCCAAGGGCAUACUGGCCCUUGAUUUGGCUGUGCGGAUAUUUCAGGAGGACUCGAGAGUGCUUGGUUCUUGCGUCAAUGACAAGAAGUCGGGGCUGGUUGCCGCGACG
Prorocentrum cordatum is the source of this 1761-nucleotide messenger RNA. NCBI's taxonomy places the organism in Eukaryota, Dinophyceae, Prorocentrales, Prorocentraceae. The record is from the annotation of a GenBank genome assembly.